GGGUCAUGUUGGUUAGUGGCUGUGGCUUACAGAAGCUGACAUGAUGCAGGCAGAACAGUAGAGACCGGAUCCCUGACUGCUGGACCUUGCAUGCUGUUUCAUCAUUAAAACAAGCUAAGGAAGAGGAAGACAGAAUCUGUUAACAGGAUCCCUGGAUGCCCGCCGGUGCCCUCGCCCUGGCCGCACAUGCAGACCCAAUGGCCAUCAGAUGACCCCUCCCCCCAGGAUGACGGUGAGAGAGCGGCUUAGGCAGAACAUCUCGGCUGCCUUUUACCGGCAUGGCCUACUAUGCGCCUCCUACCCGGUGCCCAUCAUUCUCUUCACAUCUGCCAGCAUUCUCACCUGCUGUUACCCUCUGCUGAAACUGCCCCUGCCUGGAACAGGACCGGUGGAGUUCACCACUGGAGUACGAGAUUACUCUGUCCUGUCCCAUGAGCCUCAGGGUGACGGGUCGGAGCGCCCUGAUUGGUAUCGGGGUCCUCCGGUGGCGUUCAUCCAGCAGGUGUUAGUCAAGGCAGCAGUCUCACCAUGGGACAACAGUCUGGUUCCUGUGGACGUCUUCCGCUCUCCCCUUGGGCGUGUUUUCAGUCUUUUGGAAGAGAUUAGAAACCAUGUUUACACUGACAGAAGUUUGGAGGCGCUGUGCUUGCAGGUGACAGACCUGUUGCCGGGGUUACGGCGCAUGCAGGCGGUCCUUCCAGAGCAUGGCUGCCUGCUGGUAUCCCCUGGCAACUAUUGGCAGAAUCGGCGCGACUUGUUCGAUUCAGAUCCAGACCUCCAAAAGACAGUGCACCAGCACGAACCCAAAGGCCUUCACACGUCAGCCACCCUGAGAGACUUACUCUUUGGUGUCCCAGGAAAGCAGACGGGUGUGAGUCUGUACAGCAGGAUGCGAGUGGUCACAUACACAAUCACGAUUGCACUAAGCACUUAUGACGCAAGGUUUGUAGCCAGCCUCAGAGCGCGUCUGAAACAGCUUCAUCCUUCAGCAAACUGCAGCCUGCGUGAAGAUCACAUGGUACACGUCCAUUUCAAAGAAGAGAUCGGCAUCGCUGAGCUCAUCCCUCUAGUUACCACUUACAUCAUCCUCUUUGCUUAUAUCUACUUCUCCACGCGAAAGAUUGAUAUGGUGAAGUCCAAAUGGGGCUUGGCACUAGCUGCCGUGGUCACGGUUCUCAGCUCCUUGCUAAUGUCUGUGGGACUCUGCACCUUAUUUGGCUUGACGCCUACGCUCAAUGGAGGGGAGAUCUUUCCGUAUCUAGUGGUGGUCAUCGGUUUGGAGAAUGUCCUGGUUCUUACUAAGUCUGUUGUGUCAACUCCUGUUGACCUUGAAGUCAAGCUGCGCAUUGCUCAAGGUCUAAGCAAUGAGAGCUGGUCCAUCAUGAAGAAUAUGGCUACUGAACUAGGCAUCAUCCUCAUUGGAUACUUCACAUUAGUACCAGCAAUUCAGGAGUUCUGUCUGUUCGCUGUGGUUGGUCUGGUCUCCGAUUUCUUCCUUCAGAUGUUUUUCUUCACCACCGUGCUGUCUAUCGACAUCCGCCGGAUGGAAUUAGCAGAUCUAAACCGGCGACUCCCGGCUGAAGCUGGAAUGCCUCCGCCUAAACCAGGCCCUUUACGUCCACGAGAGACUCCCCCACCACCCCGGCCCUCACCCCACACAAUCACCCUUCAGGCUCCAGCCUUCCGUAACCUCCGCCUGCCCAAAAGGCUCAGGGUGGUGUACUUCUUAGCCCGUACUCGCCUGGCACAGAGAAUCAUCAUGGUGGGCACUGUAAUCUGGAUUGGGAUCCUGGUUUACACCGACCCUGCUGGUUUGAGGACAUUUCUCGCCGCUCAGGUGUCAGAGCAGAGUCCUCUUGGGGAGGCGGGGCUUCCUCCUCACCUGGGCGUGGCUCCAGUACUUCCCGGUGGAGAUCCAACCAGCACUCUGAGCGUGCUCCCUGCCCCUGAGCCCACCCCCAUACCUGAGAACCAAUCCCAAGGUCACCGCCCGCCCAGUCCGGGAGCUCCCCCUGUGUCAAGCCCCCAGAUCACCUGGGGCCCUGAUGACGAGGAGCUGUGGAGGCGACUUUCUUUCCGGCACUGGCCGUCUCUCUUUAGCUAUUACAAUAUCACUCUUGCUAAGAGGACUUACGUUGGUAAGCCCCUCUCUGAUGCCCACAGGUACAUCAGCAUUCUGCCAGUCAUCCCUGUUACAUUGCAUCUCAGCCCACAAGAGGCCAUAGACACUCGCCAUCCUCAAGAUACACAUCACGCUCCUCCCCCCAGCAUCAAGACCUCUGAUCUGCAAACAGACCUCACGCUUUACAAGGUGGCGGCUCUUGGACUUUUCGCUGGCGUGGUGUUGGUCCUUCUGCUUUUCUGUCUGUAUCGAGUGCUCUGUCCUCGAAACUACGGGCAGAACGGGGUGUCCCACGGCCGGCGUCGCCGUGGGGAUCUGCCCUGCGAUGAAUAUGGUUACUCCCCGCCGAUCAGUGAAAUCUCUCCUCUGCUGCUGAGAGGUCACAGCAUGGAUAUUGAGUGUCUGGCCAGUGAUGGCAUGCUGCUGGCCAGCUGUUGUCUGGCGGGACAGAUCCGUGUGUGGGACGCGCAGACGGGAGACUGUCUUACUGUUAUCCCCAACAAAGGUCUGCGCAGGAGUAGCAGCAGUGGUUGCUGGGAACAUCGCGAUGGCUGGGAUCACAUAAACGCUUGUGAGCCUGAUGGCCUCCUGGGGGCGGAGUUCAGGGAGGUAGGGGGUGGGACUAUGGGAGGUUCAGAUGUAGAUAUUUUCCCAAUAAGGAGGAGGAUCACUCCCGCACGGCCCGCCCUGUUUGGGGAUCAGCCGGACCUCACCCCGCUCAUUGACACCAACUUCGUGACCUUGCCCCCUUCUCAGACCGCGAGCAGCUCCGGCUUUGACUUCGGAGGACUGGUGGAGAAGGCGUACCAAGAGCACGAGACCUCACCCCCACUGGCCUUUCCCCCUUCUCCUCCACCGUCACAACAAAGGCGACAUAGCCUGGGGGACCAGCCUGCUCUGCCGUCAGAUCUUUCCCCGCAGAGCAGUGUUGACUGGGACAGCUCAGUUUGGGCCAUGGAGCUGAGGGGUAACCUUAUUGCCACGGGUCGGAGCAGCGGCAAACUGGAGCUGUGGGAUGCAGUAGAGGGAACAUUAAGAUGCUGUAAUGAAGAUGGUGUAUCGGGUAUCACUGCAUUAGCUUUUCUCAACAACAGAAUUGUGGCAGCCCGUUUGAAUGGCUCUUUGGAUUUCUUCACCGUGGAGAUCAACAAACCUCUUGGGUUGCUGCAGUAUCGUGGUCCACCAGGCCGGGGGAGUCUUCCACCCUCACCCUGUUAUAGCAGUGAAGAUGUGAUCAGCUGUCAGCUGACGCGCUCGGUGCAGUGCGCCCACCAGAAACCAAUCACUGUGCUCAAAGCUGCUGCGGGGAGAGUGGUCACCGGCAGCCAGGACCAUACAGUCAGGGUGUACCGUUUAGAAGACUCUUGCUGUUUGUUUACCCUGCAGGGUCACUCGGGUGGCAUUACUGCCAUCUACAUAGACCAGACAAUGGUUUUAGCCAGCGGGGGCCAAGACGGAGCCAUCUGCGUAUGGGAUGUCUUAACAGGCAGCCGCGUGAGCCACGUGUAUGGUCACCGCGGUGAUGUCACCUCGCUGGUUUGCUCGACCUCCUGCAUCAUAAGCAGUGGUUUGGAUGACCUCAUUUGCAUUUGGGACCGUAGCACAGGCAUAAAGCUGUACUCCAUACAACAGGAGGUGGGAUGCGGGGCCAGUCUAGGGGUGAUCUCCGAAAGCUUACUUGUGACGGGAGGUCAAGGAUGUGUGUCGUUCUGGGACCUGAAUUACGGGGACCUUCUGCAGACUGUGUACUUGGGCCAGAGCAGCGAGGGCCAGAGUGUAAGGCAGCUCCUGGUUCUGGACAAUGCCGCCAUAGUCUGUGACUUCGGUAGCGAGCUCAGUCUGGUCUAUGUACCCUCUGUUCUGGAGAAGCUGGAUUGAAAUACACACCAGCCCGAAUACCUCUUGGCCGGUGGAACAGCAAUCCCCCUUUAACUUGUAUGACAGGAGGUUCAUUGUAGACAUGUCUGAUGUCGUCUCAUCCACUGGCCUUCAAGGAGGGAGGAGUUACUGUUAGGUCUUGAUCUGUUCUUCUGGAGCAUUCUGGAUCUUUAGGUAGAACACAACUCCAUCGUACAGUACAGUCUGUAAAUUUUCGUUUUACAUGAAGGUAGCAUAACAGCUGCUGACCGUGAGAGGUGCCUCACUUGGCUUGCCUUAAGAUGUCCGUGUGUGUGUGUGUGUGUGUGUGCGUGCGUGCGUGCGUGCGUGCGUGCGAAGCACAUAGUGAGAAUGCCACGCUGCCUGACACCAUAACUGUGUGACGGCUUGAGACUUCACAUAAUGUGUUUGUAGGUUGAAUGAAGAGGAGGAAGGAGAGAACAAAAGGACAAGGCUUAGAUCUUGGUCAAAGAAUAUGAGUUUGUCUUGGUGUUUGUUUAAAGGAGUUUAAUGCUUUUGUGAGUGUGGUUGUGUGUGUGAUGUCAGAGAUGCAUUGUCAAAAAGCAGAUGUUUGGAGUGGGAGGUUGUCAGUUAUAAUGUUGAAAUCAAUUAUUUAUUAGUAAAAAAUUUCUAACAGUUUGUAUGAAACUUGGCUGAUAGAUAAGCUAAGGUGGAGAUAUUAAGUUUUAAUAUGCAAGUAAACUUGACUAACUUAAACCUUAAUAUAAUAGUCAGUAGCUGUAAAAAACAUGUCAACCUGUUUUCCAUGAGUAUUUUUGUAUUUCAGCCAUCAGUACAAAUGUCCCAGAGUCAAUUAAAUCUUAAUGCAACAAAUGAGGUUGAAUAUUAACACCUUUAAUGGAGAAAUGGUAGAAAGGGCUGCUUUUUAAUGUGUAUUAUUUUUCCCGUUUUGAAUUGUCUGUUUGUUUUAGAACCAUGAGCAGUUUACAGGCGUCACUGAGAUUAUGUUGAGCUUUAGUUGUUACUGUAUGUUUUGAAAUGAUAAAAUGCUAGUCAAUCAAAUCAAGCCCUGAAGAUUCCAUUGAAAUACACACAUUUGGUCCGGCCUAUGUUUAAUAUAGCCAUAAUAACCAAUUUGUAUUACUGUAUUUGUCUGAUGUGCUGAGACACAACAAAUCUAGACGUUUGUCCUGAGAACUGAAAUUCAAUGAAAUAUUAAAGCACACCUAGAUGAUACAAAACACUAGUAAAGAUGUAAGCAUUGUUCAUUUUAUUCGAGAGUGAUGUAUACGUGUGCAUUCCAAAUGAAAUGUUUGAGCAUUUGGGUUUAUGGGGUUGUAAAAGUGGACUGUACCAGAACGUCUCUUUAAAUGUAAAUGUGUUUGGGUGGUUUGUAUUGCACCUUAAAACUAAUUAUAACAUGAUGCUUUAAUUAACGGUUUAUGGAUAACUGUUUUAAUAAAUUGGAUUAUAUUUCUAUCCCCGUAUAUAAAGGUUAUACAGUGCUGCAGGACUGGAUACUGCAAUUUGGGCCAAGAUUUUUUGAAUCAGGAUUUUUGAUCGAUUGGGACAACCAACAAAAAGAUUUCGCAGCUGUAACUGAACAGAAAUCAUGUGCAUUUCUAUUCAUAACUCAUGUUGUAAGUCCUUUAUUAUUCAUGUUUUAGGAAUGUAAAUAUUAGAUGAUAAGAGGACUGGUGUUGAAUUAGUACCCCUUUAAACUGAAUUCUUCAAACCAUGUAGUCGCUUUGACAAAUGUUGUUAAAUAAUGUUGUUUCGUUUUUUAACACCCCUCAUCUCAAUUGAUUUGUGAUUAUUGUGGCAUUGGCAUGGCUGAACUUUACCGUCCAAUUUUCAAAAACAAAAUGUGUAUAUGAGACCAGCUGGUAAGACUGCUCUAAUCAUAUUGAAAACAGGAAUAGCAAAAAUCUAAUAUUUUCAAGUGAAAAUGUUGCCAGUUAUCACUAGCACCAUGUAUAACAUCUUGCUUUAGUGCAUCAGAAACCCUGUGCGUACAGAGUACUGCUUGAAGAUUUAUAAUAAUUUUCAGGACAAGCAUCAUUUCCUUGUAGGGUUGCUGUCACAUACAAUGGCAGCCAUUAUGAUAUUGCGAGGAGUGAUAAAUUGUAUUCAAUUUACUGCUGUCUCACCCUUCCCUUAAACUGAUGUGAUGUGUGCGGUGUUGAUGUAGAAUACUGCUCUCAUCUCGCUGUAUCUUACGAUGACUGCUGCUGAUGUAGGGGAUGUUUUGAUUGAUGUGAAAUGCCUGAAUGUUGCACUGUUUAUUCAGAUAUGGAGAGGGCAGAGAGAUAUUGGGUGUAAAUAUUGUUCUAUGACUUUUUUUGGGCCUACUCUACCCUCUUUGUUUCUUUUCCGAAUACACUACACGGUGUAACCAGACUGGAGGAUGUAACUAAUGCUCUGUUCUAUUUUUAACACGGGAAAAAAAAACCUUUGUACUAAUUUGCAAAUAAAAAGGCUUUAAUACCUUC
Messenger RNA from Triplophysa rosa, 6453 nucleotides. It is a transcript of the gene scap, whose product is annotated as SREBF chaperone. The record is from RefSeq and is a predicted model, not a curated record. Bases 209 to 4000 code for a protein of 1263 amino acids. Gene Ontology annotation, molecular function: protein binding; sterol binding. The transcript is spliced from 23 exons. Lineage: Eukaryota; Metazoa; Chordata; Actinopteri; Cypriniformes; Nemacheilidae. Gene Ontology annotation, cellular component: endoplasmic reticulum membrane; Golgi membrane. Gene Ontology annotation, biological process: SREBP signaling pathway.